AUGAGGCAACAAAUGGAGAGGUAUUUGGUGGAGCAACGGAGCUUGAUGCGACGGGGAUACUAUGCCUCGUUGUCCCGGAGCCAGCGACGAGCGAAUCGGCGACGGAGGGAGGCGUCCCCUGAGCUGCAGCUCCUUGCGUCCCCACUGAUCUUAUCGGAAGGGUCAGUGGGAGCCACAGUGUCGCCGUUUGUGUCUUCUGGGGCCAGCGAGGCCGACAGCGAUGUAGUUAUGACGAGCUGGGAACCGGACCCCAAGAAGGCUCGACCAGUGGCGAAGCGGCCCUCAACAGAGGCGGAGGAGCGACCGACGGUGAGGCGGCGACAGACAGACGCCGAGGAGCGAGAAGCCGAUGAGAAGCGGGUCGCGGAGUGGCGGCGGCGGAUCGCGCUGGAGGCAGCGAAGGAGGCGCUGCGGCAGCGGCAGGUCUGGGAGGACGCGCAGGCGCUGGCGAAGAAGUUGAAGGCCACGCAGGAGGAGGAGCAGGCGGCCGAGGAAGCCAAGGAAAGGGCCCGGUGGGAGGCGGAGGAGCACCACCGGACGUGUGUGCUGAAGAGGUUUGCGGCCGAAUUGCGAGAGAAGGAGCGGCAGCAGCAGCAACACCAGUGGCAGGGACCACAAGGCGCGGUGAUCGGGCCGUAUGUAACGCAGGAGGUGCGUACGGCGGUGCGUGGAGGAAUGGUGUGGCACCACCAAAUCCUCCACAUCACCUGGGCAUCGGGGCCGGCACCGAGGGAGCCGGAGGCUCCGGAAGAAGCGCGGGUGUGGGAGGAGACGCCCCGACGGAGCAAUGGCCGCGACCCAAGGGGGCGAUCGGCGGCAGCGGAACCGGCAGCGGCGAGCGCGGCGGCAGAGUCGGCGGCGGCAGCGGAACCAGCAGUGGAACCAGCAACGCCGGGAGCGGCGGCAGCGGAGCCCACAGCGGAACCAGCAACGGCGAGCGCGGUGGCGGCAGCGGAGCCAGCAACGGCGAGCGCGGCGGCAGAGUCGUCGGCGGCAGCGGAGCCAGCAACGGCGAGCGCGGCGGCAGCGUCGGCGGCGGCAGCGGAGCCAGCGACGGCGAGCGCGGCGGCAGCGGAACCAGCAGUGGAACCAGCAACGCCGGGCGCGGCGGCAGAGGCGGCGGCGGCGGCGGCAGCGGAGCCCACAGCGGAACCAGCAACGGCGAAGGCGGCGGCAGAGUCGGCGGCGGCAGCGGAGCCAGCAACGGCGAGCGCAGCGGCAGAGUCGCCGGCGGCAGCGGAGCCAGCGACGGCGAGCGCGGCGACGACGGACGAACGCGGCAGCGAGCAGCCGCGAGGCGGGGGGGGCUCACCUGAGCCAUGGGAGCGGGGUCCGUGGCAGUGGCCCGCGCCGGAAGCCAGGCGCGCAAAUCCAAGGCCGGAGCGGCAGUUGUCGUGUCCAGGAGGAGCGGGAGAGACCGCGGGCGCCCAUGCAGCGCCAGGCGUCGUGGCCGCAGGCACAGCUAGGGGCGGAGGGCCCACGCUGGCGGCCCGUGAGACGGGAGGAGUGGCCAGGGGCGGUGGAGUGCGUCCUGGCUCGAACGAGGUUCACCUCGAGGCGCAUCAAGCGGCUGGUGAAUGA
Drosophila obscura is the source of this 1581-nucleotide messenger RNA. RefSeq lists its product as uncharacterized. NCBI's taxonomy places the organism in Eukaryota, Metazoa, Arthropoda, Insecta, Diptera, Drosophilidae. Bases 1 to 1581 code for a protein of 526 amino acids. The transcript has a single exon. The record is from RefSeq and is a predicted model, not a curated record.